Messenger RNA from Bactrocera tryoni, 821 nucleotides. RefSeq lists its product as uncharacterized. NCBI's taxonomy places the organism in Eukaryota, Metazoa, Arthropoda, Insecta, Diptera, Tephritidae. The coding region runs from base 66 to 467 and encodes 133 amino acids. The record is from RefSeq and is a predicted model, not a curated record. The transcript is spliced from 4 exons.
AGUUGAAAAGUAAGAAGAGUUGGGACUAAAACUUCUUAACAAUAAAUAUUUUAUAUUUUACUACAAUGAAAAUUAUUUCCUUAUUAUCUUUAGCCGUUUGUGUUGCAGCUACAAUGGCUAUGCCACCAAAGGUCUCAACAACGUAUAAUGAUAAUUAUCCGGCUUUAAAAGCUGACUUUAAAGACAUGAAUCUGGACAAUAUAUACGUAAGGAUGCUUAUGGAUUUGGACAACAGGAUCCGACGAUGCCUCUUAUCAAACUCUUUCGAUAAUAUUUUGACUAUCAUACAGAACAGAUGCGUGCCACCGAAAUGUGAUUUAAAAAAGCUCUUGUGGAACAUGUAUGCUACACACGAAAAUGUGCCUUUUCUAGAGGAAGACAGUUGGAAUAGCAACAAAAUAAAAAAAAAUUUUGAUGAAAUUGACAAGACUUCCGCCUCUUUCAGCACUCUGAAUCAAUUGAUUUAAUACUCUAGAUUGUUUUGGACCAUUUAAAAUUUUAGAUACUCAUAUAGGGUAUAUAUAAAAGUGAGACAAAUGCAAAAACUAACACCUAUAAAUACAUAUGUAUGUUUGAUCAAUAUUAGAUUAGUGUUCAAUGAUGCCUACAAAAAAUAUAAAGUAACAUUAAAUACUCUAUUCUGUAAAUAACCAAAGUUUUGUCUACAUACAUAAGCAUACUAUAUGCUACAUUGAAUACUAGAGCUAAAAAUAAAAGCAUUGAUUUGCAAAAAAGUUUAUAAUCAACAAAAAAAAAGAUAUAGUUGCUUUUCAUAGAAGAAGAAAAAUAAAUUAAUGUCGUUUCGGAAUAUUAAAUCGAAA